This is a messenger RNA of Rhea pennata, 2033 nucleotides long. It is a transcript of the gene UBE2K, whose product is annotated as ubiquitin conjugating enzyme E2 K. The record is from RefSeq and is a predicted model, not a curated record. The transcript is spliced from 7 exons. NCBI's taxonomy places the organism in Eukaryota, Metazoa, Chordata, Aves, Rheiformes, Rheidae. The coding region runs from base 178 to 780 and encodes 200 amino acids. Gene Ontology annotation, molecular function: protein binding.
ACACGGCGGCCCCUCCUGAGCAGCGGCGGCGGCAGAGCCGGGUGCCGCAGCGCGCAUGCUCGGCGCGGGCGCCAUUUUGGUGGGGCCGGGAGUUAUCCAGCGAGAGCGGCGGCGGAGCUCGCUGGGCCCGGCGCGGAGGCAGCGGCGAGUGGGUGCGGGUCGGAGCCCGCUGCGGAGAUGGCGAACAUCGCGGUGCAGAGGAUCAAGCGAGAGUUCAAGGAGGUGCUGAAGAGCGAGGAGACAAGCAAAAAUCAAAUUAAAGUAGAUCUUGUAGAUGAGAAUUUUACAGAAUUAAGAGGAGAAAUAGCAGGACCUCCGGACACACCGUAUGAAGGUGGAAGAUAUCAACUAGAGAUAAAAAUUCCAGAAACAUAUCCAUUUAAUCCUCCUAAGGUGCGGUUUAUCACCAAAAUAUGGCAUCCUAAUAUUAGUUCAGUCACUGGGGCCAUUUGUUUGGAUAUUCUGAAAGAUCAAUGGGCAGCAGCAAUGACUCUAAGAACAGUGUUACUAUCACUGCAAGCAUUGUUGGCAGCUGCAGAACCAGAUGAUCCGCAAGAUGCAGUAGUGGCAAACCAGUACAAACAAAAUCCAGAAAUGUUUAAACAGACAGCUCGACUUUGGGCACAUGUGUAUGCUGGAGCACCAGUUUCUAGUCCAGAAUACACCAAAAAAAUAGAAAACCUUUGUGCUAUGGGCUUUGAUAGGAAUGCGGUAAUAGUGGCCUUGUCUUCAAAAUCAUGGGAUGUAGAGACUGCAACAGAAUUACUUCUGAGUAACUGAGCCAUGUAGAGAGAGAGCUGCUUCAGUAGUCCAGCUUGCCCCUUCUGGAGGAGCAUCACCAUCUGUUAUUUUUAGGAUUCUAUAUAGAUUCUCUUUUAAAACUGGCACUCUUGCCUGAUGAUGCUAUCUAGGCACUAUUGGAGACUGAAAAACCGCUCUGUAAAUAAAGCUAAUUAAACGUCUGUGUAAAUUUAAAAAGGGGAAAUACUUUAAUUUUUUUCUUACUAAAUAUUGUAAAAAUUCUUUGAGCUCAGCUAAAACAAUGGGGGAAAAACAUGCCUACUUUAGUGUUUAGCAGUGUGACAAAGACUAGCAGGAACUUGCUUCAGGAAUUUGAUUUAGUAAUUCAGAAAGCAACAUUUUUUGAGUGUUAGUCAUCAAAAUUGUUGGUGACACUCAUCACAGCUAUCUUACUGUUUCUUAACAUGGAUCCUAUGUGCCUGUGGAUUGACCUAUAUUUGCAUGCUUGUACUUAAUAGACGUAUUAGGUAGGGUCGCUGAAGAGAGCACCAUUUAAAUACUCGAGUAUUCUUGUAACUUUUCCUGAAAGACUUUCAAGAUUUACCCAAAGUUCAAAAUGGUGACCUAUUCAGAACCUUUUUCUUCCUAGUUUAUUAAUUGGGAAACCUGAUUCUCCUCUCCCUUGCGUCAUACAUUGCAUUGCAGAACUAAAAAAUUCUCACUGGAUUAUUUUUCGUCGUCUGUGGGUAUGUGUGUCACUUACAGUAGUCUAGGCUCCACUUUAAAGAAUAUAUUUUGAAUUACCAUAACGGUUUUCAACCAUCAUGUUUUCUACAACAAACUAAUAAGGAUUUAGUGUGCUUGGACAUAGCACAGAAAGGUGGAGCUGACUUUUUUUUUUUCUUUUUUUUUUCUUGCUUUUUUUUUCUCCUGUCUUAAGUAGAUGUAAAAUGUUCUUCAGUACAUUCUGGAUAAUAAUGAUUUCACUGGAUUUGAAGGAGGAAAAAUGAUUCUCUAGCAUAUUGAGAAUUAAUUUCUUUUUGAGUACUUGAUAUGAUGCAAUCAGCUGUUUUUUGCAGCAAUUUUCUAGCUUUAUUUUUGGCUUCAGUUUAAGGAUUGCUUACCAGGUACUUCAAAAUUCAUCCUUGCUUGCAUUUUUCUCCAGUUGACACAUGGAGGCUGUGUUGGUGUUUUUACUGUACAUACUUCAAAUGCACAUAGAAGUAGAAGUGUGUUCUCAAUUUAGCUUUCUUUUGGAUUGAUGUUUCUGAUAAACAAGAACUGAAAUCUUA